Messenger RNA from Malurus melanocephalus (red-backed fairy wren), 2145 nucleotides. RefSeq names its product calpain-8-like. Gene Ontology annotation, cellular component: cytoplasm. The record is from RefSeq and is a predicted model, not a curated record. Gene Ontology annotation, biological process: proteolysis. Gene Ontology annotation, molecular function: calcium-dependent cysteine-type endopeptidase activity. Lineage: Eukaryota; Metazoa; Chordata; Aves; Passeriformes; Maluridae.
AUGGCCAGGGUCGCCGUGAGCCUCAGCCAAGAAAGAGCGGCAUCAGGUGGCGGGUCCAACAGGAAUGCCAUCAAGUGCUGGAAACAGGACUAUGAAGCCCUGAGGCAGCAGUGCCUGCAGACUGGCACACUGCUCAAGCAUGAAGAAUUCCCAGCCUGUCCUUCUGCUCUGGGCUACUGGGAUCUGGGACCAUUUUCCUUCAAAACUCAAGGGAUGAACRCUUCAGUCUGGAAGCGUCCCAUGGAGUUAUGUGCCAGCCCUCAGUUUAUAAUUGGAGGAGCUACCCGAACAGAUGUCUGCCAAGGAGAGCUGGGUGAUUGCUGGCUCCUAGCUGCCAUUGCAUCCCUCACUUUGAAUCCAGAUAUUCUGUUCCGUGUUGUUCCCAAGGCUCAGAGUUUCCAGAAGGAUUAUGCUGGAAUCUUUCAUUUCCAGUUCUGGCAGUAUGGGGAGUUGGAUGUGGUGGUGCCCACCAAGAGUGGGAGGCUGCCCUUCGUGCACUCGGAGGAAGGCAACGAGUUCUGUAGCGCACUGCUGGAGAAGGCCUAUGCCAAAUACAGGGCUGGGCAGGAGCUGCUGAAUGGCUCUUACGAAGCUCUAGCAGGAGGGUCCACUGUGGAGGGCUUUGAGGAYUUUACUGGGGGCAUUUCUGCGUGUGAGCUGCGGAGGGCUCCCUCCAACCUGUACCAGAUCAUCCAGAAGGCUCUGAGAGCAGGGUCRCUGCUCGGCUGCUCCACUGAUAUAACUGCUACAGCUGAAAUAGAAGCAAUCACAAGUCUGAAGCUGGUAAAAGGACAUGCUUACUCUAUCACUGGAGCAGAGGAGCCAGACUCUCGAGGACAGCCAGAGAAACUAGUGAGGCUUAGAAAUCCCUGGGGUGAAGUACAAUGGACUGGAUCUUGGAGUGAUAAUGCUCCUGAAUGGAAUUAUGUUGAUCCCAAACAAAAACAAGYUCUGGAUCAGCAAGUAGAUGAUGGAGAGUUUUGGAUGGCAUUUUCGGAUUUCCAAAGGCAGUUCAGCCGCCUGGAGAUCUGCAGCUUGGCUCCUGACACACUGACAAACAGCGAGGUCGAUAAAUGGGACCUAACUGUGUUUCAUGGACGGUGGAGACGGGGUUCAACUGCUGGGGAUUGCCAGAACUACCAAGCAACAUACUGGACCAAUCCCCAGUUUAAAAUUCAGCUGGAUGAGCCAGACRAUGACCAUGAAGGGAGUUUGAAGGAGCCAUGCUGUACCUUUGUGGCGGGCUUGAUACAAAAGAACCGCAGGAGACACAAGAGAAUGGGAGAAGGUCUGCUUAGUAUUGGUUUUUCUGUCUAUCAGAUAAACAUUGCUAAAAAUACAAUGAAGGGGAAAACCUACAGUAUUUCUCAGGAGAAAUCAGAGGCUACAAAUCYUAUGCAAUUAGGAGUUUUUGCUGAGAAACAGGUAAAUCACAGUGAGAUGAUGGGUGAUGAGGUGUCUGCAAAUCCAUCUGAGCCUCAUGUCGAUAACAAAGAUAUAGAUGAUGAGUUCAAGACUCUGUUCCAAAAGCUCUCUGGAGAGGACUGUGAGGUGACUGCGACUGAACUUCAAAGGAUCCUAAACCRGGUUUUGGUGAAGAAUAAGUGACGAAAGGAUGUUAAAAGUGAUGGAUUCAACAUCAACACUUGCAGCGAGAURAUCAGCCUUUUAGAUACGGAUGGGACCAGCACUUUGGGACUUGUAGAAUUCAAGACACUUUGGAUGAAGAUUCAGAAGUAUUUGGCAAUCUGUAAGAAAGUGGACAGCGACUUCUCCGGCAUCAUGGACUGCCACGGGAUGUGGAAUGCCCUCAGAGAGGCAGGUUUCAGGCUCCACAAUGAGGUGCAGCACAGCAUUGUCACGCACUACGCCUGCAGCACCAGGCUGACCAUGGACUUUGAUGGCUUUGUGGCUUGAAUGAUCCACCUGGAGACCCUGUUCAAAGUGUUCCAUCUCCUGGACAAAGACAAGAUUGGAGACAUCCAGAUYUCUCUGCCUGAGUGGCUGAUGGUCAAUCAAUUCAGCAGAGACCUCUGAGGCUCUUCUGRGCAUGAAACCUCUUGUUUGGCAUCUCCUUGUUGUGAAAAACAGAAAGAGAAGCUUGUUUUYAUUCCUGGCAAGUUACUUUAAGCCAAUAAAAAUGAU